AUGUUUACUCACAAGACUGAAGUAUAUAAAUAUCCUUACACAUGGUUAAGGGAUAACUGCCAAUGUUCGGAAUGUUUUCAUAAAGGAUCGCAGAGUAGAACUUUGAAUUGGGACAAUUUUGAUGUUCGAAUCAAACCGAUGGAUUUCAAAGUAUAUUCUGAAACAGAGAAAGUAUUAAUAAAUUGGAGUGAUAAUCACAAAUCAACUUACGAUAUACAAUGGUUAAAAGAACGAAACUUUUCAAAGUCAAAUCGAGAUAGAGUAUUAAACACUUUGUAUAAACAGCAAAAAAUCCAUUGGAGUGCCGACGAAUUUACACAUAUAUUUCAAAAAUUUCAAUUCAAAGACGUUAUCAAUGAAGAUAGUGUUUUAUUAAAAUGGUUAUCGGCAUUGAGUCAAUAUGGCGUGGCUCUUAUCGAAAACGCUCCCAUUACUGAAAACGAAUGCAGGAAGCUCGCAGGAAGAAUCAAUUUUAUGCGUAAAACACAUUAUGGAGAAGAAUUUGAAGUAAGAGCACGCGACUUUGAUACAACAAGCAAUGUGGCUUACCUUUCGACACCUCUCCAACUACACACUGAUCUUCCUUAUUAUGAGCAUGUACCCGGAACCAUAUUUUUACAUUGUAUGGAGCAGAGUUCUGGUAAAGGAGGCGAAAACUUAUUAGCCGACUGCUUCCGGGCUGCAGAGGAAUUGCGCAAAAAGAACUUGAGAUAUUACAACAGUUUAUGCGAAACUGUUGUUAAUUGGUCAGACGUGGGCGAAGAAGCAGGAAAUAAAUUUCACAAAAUACAUCGGGCUCCGGUCAUCUGCAAAAACCACGACGGAGAUAUUGUGCGAAUCAAUCACAGUGUUCCACAAAGAGAUAGUUAUUUCAAUAUUCCAUUGGAAAAUGUCACAGAAUGGUACGAGGCAAUGCAUAUGUUUCUCCAAUUGGUCAGAGAACAGACAGUUACAAUAAAAACUAAACCAGGUGAUAUUCUCACGAUUGAUAAUCUACGAUUAGUACAUGGACGCACAGGAUAUACAGAUAGUAAAGCAAACACUAGAUUUUUGAUAGGAGCCUAUGUCGAUUGGGAUGAAAUAUACAGUAGGAUUCGUGUUCUACAAACAAAACAAAAAAAUAUUAACCAGUAA
This is a messenger RNA of Ctenocephalides felis (cat flea), 1134 nucleotides long. RefSeq names its product gamma-butyrobetaine dioxygenase-like. The transcript is spliced from 7 exons. The coding region runs from base 1 to 1134 and encodes 377 amino acids. Gene Ontology annotation, cellular component: mitochondrion. Gene Ontology annotation, molecular function: oxidoreductase activity. Lineage: Eukaryota; Metazoa; Arthropoda; Insecta; Siphonaptera; Pulicidae. Gene Ontology annotation, biological process: carnitine biosynthetic process. The record is from RefSeq and is a predicted model, not a curated record.